Molecule: messenger RNA, 2809 nt
Organism: Paramecium pentaurelia
Lineage: Eukaryota; Ciliophora; Oligohymenophorea; Peniculida; Parameciidae
Source: the annotation of a GenBank genome assembly
UAAUGAUCUUAUUGGUGAUAUCAUCUAUUAUAUGCUCACAUGCAUACGAGAUUGAUGUGAAUACCUUUUCUAACUAUUUGGAUGUUCAAAAUAGACAUCUUCAUUUAGAAUGGUUGUUGAACAUGGAUAAGAAAUACAUCAAUGCUUCAUCUUCUUAUUCAUUUUAAGUUGUAGGUCGUUCAAUAAACAAAGUAUAGACAUUACUUUAUUCUAGAUUUCCCUUGAUAUCUAUAAACUAAAUAUCUAUUCUACAUACCUUUAAAAUGGAAUAUUACUUCCACAUACAAUUGACAGUCCAUAUGCUGACUCUGAUCAAGGUCAACGCCUAAAUAUUCAACUAGAUAGAACUUAUUACAGAGGUGAAUAUAUAGAAUUAUCAAUCAAAUACUCUAUUGAUUCUAGAUCCAGAUCCAUUAGCUUCAUGACAAAAGAAUAAACUUCCACUAAAAGUACUAUUAUCUCUAACUUUAGCUAUGCCAUAUCUAUUUUCAUAAUGUGAAGAUGCAAACUGUAGAGCAUUGGCUCCUUUAUAGGACACUCCAGCAAUCAAGUAAACUUACACUGCUACCAUCAUAUACAAAGAUACUGAGGCAAAAGAUGUUUUCAUGUCAGCCGAUGAAAGUAAAGAUCAAUUUAAAAUUCUUAAUAAACCACUAGAUGAAGCUACAUUUAAUUGGAAAUAUAAAUAUUUUAUUCAAAAUGUCCCUAUUCCAAGUUAUCUUAUUGCUAUUGUGGCAGGUAACAUUUAAAAGGUUCCAACAAGUGCUGGAAUUAGAACAUUUUUGGUAAGUGAACCUGAUAAAAUUGCUGCCUACGCUGAAGAAUUAAAAGAAAUGGAAUAAUUCUUAUAAGCAAUUGAACAAUAUAUUGGACCCUAUACAUGGGGUACUUACACUUUAGUAAUUUAACCUCCUUCAUUCCCAAUUGGUGGUAUGGAGAAUCCACUUUUAACAUUUGCUAAUCCUUCAAUCAUGACAGGAACAGGAAGUGGUUUAGCAGUAACCAUUCACGAAAUGGCACAUUCCUGGUUUGGUAAUACAAUCACAUGUGUUAAUUGGGCAAAUAUGUGGAUUAAUGAAGGAUUUACAGUAUUUCUAGAGAGAAAAGCAUCUUUAAUUCAUUAUAAGAUUCCUGAUGAUAUUAAAUUAAAUGCUAUCAUAGGAAAUACAUCUAUGUAUUCAGAUAUGCUUGGUUAUGGAUUAGAGAGUAAUUUUUCUUCAUUACAUCCUGAUACAACAGGACUUAAUCCAGAUGAUUCUUUCAGUGAAAUUCCUUAUGAAAAAGGAUAUCAAUUUUUAACUUAUUUAGAAUCUAUAGUAGGGGAAGUAGACUUUUAAAACAUGCUUAGAGCAUAUUUAGCAUAAUACAAAUAUUAAUCUAUUGAUCAAAAAGAAUUUUAGAACUUUUUAUUAAGAUACUUAUAAGAAUAAGGUGUAGAUGAUUAUUCUACAAAGAGAUAUAAGAUUUUAGAAAAUUGGAAUAAAUGGGUAUAUUCUCCAGGAUUACCACCAGUAUUUCUUGAUUUUUCAACCAAUAAGCUUACUUAAGCUUUAGAUUAUUCUAAUGCUUAUAUUACAGCUGAUGGUAAAUAACCACCAAAUUGGUAAGAUUAUAAAACUUUUUUGCAUACAUAAAAGUUAGUUUUCUUAGAAGAUCUUUUUAAGAAAGCAGAAAGCAAUUUAUUAAAAUUGAAUGUUGUUAAUUAAAUUGAUAAGGAUCUACAUUUAACUGAAGAGAAUGAUUAUGAAUUGAAGUUUAGAUGGUUUAGAGCAAUUUUAACAGUAGGAGACAAAACUAGAUUUGCAUAGGUAGCAGAUUUUCUUGGAUCUAUAGGAAGAGGCAAAAUGGUUUAUCCAGUUUAUAGAGCUUUAAAUUAAUUGGAUCAGUAUUAGUUUAUAGUAUUUUAGUGAUUUUGCUGUUUAAACAUUCCGAAGUCAUGAAGCAUUCUAUCAUCCAAUAGCUAGAAAUAACAUAAUAAACAUCCUUGGAUUAAAAGACUCAUUUAUAUAAUGAAAAUAAAUCAAUAUAUUUUAUGUAAGGAUUAAUUGACAUCGAACCAAAACAAUAUUUAGAUUUCAUUCUUCAUGAGAGUUUAAUAGCAAGUACUACUCUCAAUAUUUUCAACUUGACUCCUAAUAGUAUAUCCUUCAAAGUAACCAUACUCUCAUCACAAGAUCAAAACUACAACACCAAAUAUGUUUUAAGUUAAACCUAGUAUGGGGAUCAUUUAACCAAACAGUUAAGCAUCCAUUGAUAUAACCACAACGUUGCCAAUAAAAGAAGAGAACAAAUUAAACUCUAAAUUUCAAAUAAAUGCUAGCACAAUUGAACAAAAUGAUGAAUAGGGUAUAUAAUCUAUAUAAAAACAAAGAUCUGGCUAACUUUUGGAAAUAUAAAGAUGCAUCAUUUAUUUAAUAAGUAUAAGUGAAAAGUAGACUUAAACUUCAAGAAAUAAAACAAGAGAUAAUUCAAUAAGAAUUGCAAUAAAGUGUGAUUUCAGAGACACAUGAAAAUGUGAGUUAAAUGUAUUAAUCAGUUAUUGAUUAAUAAUCUAAAGAAAAAGAUGAAGAAAUUUAGAGAUAUUAAGAACAAAUUGAUUCUUUAGUAAGUUCUAUAUAUAUAUUUAUAGUAAAAAGAACUUUCUGAUUAUCAAUUGAUGUUAAAGAGUGUGAAAUAAUAAGAAGUGGCUAUCAAACAUCAUGGUAUAUUAUAUUUCUUAUUUCUAAAUAGGUAAUAAAUUUGAAUUGAAACAAGUGUUGAUCAUUGCUGCAAUAUCGCUCAUUUUAGGAUUUAUAUUUGGAAAAUGAUU